ACAAUAACUAGCUAAUUAAACUGAUCGAUCCAUCCCCUGCCAUCUUGAGAAAUGGGCAACCCAAAUGUUCCUAACACAAAGAUCAGUGAAAAAGAAAUGGAGAAGGCAAAAGAGAAGACGAUGAAGAUGAUGGGUUUGCCUCUCUCCACUAUAUUUUUCCACGGUAACGAUCGAGCAAUCUUGAAGAACAUCACCCCCAUGGGAAGUACCCUAAUCCCACGGGACAUAUAUACCAACAUAAUCGUCUAUCCCAUGACGACUCAUGAUGGACAUAUGAUACGCAAGUUUGAUCAAAAGAAUAAUGCAUCAUCAAGUCGUCCAAGAACUGUCUCUCUAGACGGAGCAGCCAAAGAAUUACGUAAUGCCAUCAGAUCAAAUGUGGAUGAAGCAACGCUACGACAAAUACUCGAUCGUGAACCGAGACUAUACACGUCUUACAAUCGUGAAAACUAUACUCCUCUAUGUUAUGCUGCAUACAAAGGUUUUACGAAGACAGUUAGCUACAUCCUCAAGAAGUAUCCCACAAUUUUAGAUGAUAAUCCAAAGGCUUACCCCAUUCACAAGGCAUGUGCAGGACGCCAUCUGAAUAUCUUAGAGAUGUUUCAUGAAAAACGCGGCGAUGAAUCGUUUUUCAAUCCUGACUGCAAAGGCCGAACACCGCUUCACGUAGCUUGUGAUGCACCCGCCGAUCGCGAGAUUUUCCAGUACUUGAUGACGCUACCGGGGGCAAACUAUGCUAUGAGUGUGGAAGAUGAGAACAGGGUAACUCCUAGGAGAGUUGCUUGAUAUGAAAAAAAAAAAAAAAAUGAAAGGACCUACGUCCUCUAAACCUUGCAAACAAAGCUAAAUCUUAAACGAGUAGUACGUUUCAUUAAAUCUGUGUAUGCGCUUUUGUUGUAUGUUGUAUGUGUGUUUUCAUGCGUAAGUAUUUUCAGCUAUCACAUAAAUCUUUGAAAGUAAUAGUACUUUUUUUGGGUUCAUCAGUCCAGCAGGAUUGAGUACCCUAUGUAUUGCAUUAUUGUUUGUCUCUUCUCCUUAUAAAG
Molecule: messenger RNA, 1043 nt
Organism: Beta vulgaris subsp. vulgaris (sugar beet)
Lineage: Eukaryota; Viridiplantae; Streptophyta; Magnoliopsida; Caryophyllales; Amaranthaceae
Exons: 2
Coding region: 52-786 (244 amino acids)
Molecular function (GO): protein binding
Source: RefSeq, a predicted model, not a curated record